AUGCUAUUUGCGCAGCGUGCCACUCCGUCGCAAUGUCGCGUCCUGGAUGAUCUCACAAUGGCCCUUAAUGGUGGCCGAGCAUGGUCGAUCUCAACAACACUGCCGACUGCUGCCCAGGCGCGGUGCUACCGACUGAAAUCAGCCAUUUCUCACAAGCACAUAUUCAAAACCAGCCUGAAGAAGACGCUAGAGGCUCACCGUGUCGCCAACCGCGCCAGUGUUAUUCGCCCCGUGUACGCCUAUAAUUCGCCCAGCCUCGGCGUCUAUCGACCACCGCUCCUUCAAGAGAUUCAGAAAUUGCCUCUAGCCCAGUCAACGACAAAUACGCCGCGACGGAAGAAACCGAAGCCUGAAAAACAGACCCCCAAACUAGCCAGUCGCGUGUCGCUCAGUGCCCAGGGAGAUCGUGCUGCGCAGCAUCCUUGGCUCGACUUGGUGCAGUCCCGGCGCAAAGAUCAAAAUGGCAUGGCACGUCUCGACGCUGAGAUUACAGCUCUUGCGGAAUACCUCCAACCCUCGUCGUCGGAAAACGUGGCUAUCGCUCGUAUCGUGCGCCAAAUAUCAGAACAGGUCUCUGGGGUAGUGCCGAUUCCGCCCCAGCUCGUCGGCUCACGGUCUACUCAAACAGCUUUUAGCUCUUCCGGCAUUGAUCUCAUGGUGCGCGUGGGAGACGAGAAUUUCUCGGCAUCUGGACAACGCGCAUUGAAUACAAUGACCAGCAAAACAUUCACCGGCAUAAUCCAAGGACUCGAGGCUGCGAUACGUCAACACCCGGACUAUGAUGAGUUUCGAAUUCUCCCCGCAAAAAGCGCAACGCUUGCCAUGAUCCACAAGGCCUCAAGUCUACCGAUAAAUAUAUUUUGCGGGAAUAAAUCGCCUAGUUCCGACGACUUUAUCAAGACCAGCCUGGCGGGUACUCCGUCUCUCCGACCAUUGUACAUGGUUCUGAGGUCUAUACUGGAAAGCCGAAAUAUCUUUGGAUGGGAAACAGCUUCUGUCGGCUCUUAUGGCCUCAUAUUACUCGUUACCGCCUUUUUGAAGCAACAAAAUGCUCAAUUCCAGCAACAAGGUCUGGGAGAGCAGCUCCUGGCCCUACUAGAUACAUACGGCUCAAGCCUCGACCUACAGACCACAGGCGUGUCAGCUGAUCCUGCCGAGUUCUUUGACUUCGCAAGCGUCCGCCACAAGUACGAGACCGCUCAACAUCCUCAUCCAGUGCUUGUCGGGCAACGAGCGUUACUACGCUUCAAAGCCAACGCCAGCAAAAGGUCAAACUUGCCCGCGGCAAUGCACCUGUGUAUUCAGGAUCCCACCAAUUAUCUAAACGAUGUCGGAUUGCAGUGUGUGCGGACCGCGGAGCUGCAAAAGAUCAUGUCCAGUGCGAAUAUUGGUCUUCAGCUGGCCGCGAGAAGAUGGGAUGGGGACGGCAGUAUCCUUGGCCAGGCGCUAAAUGCAAACUUUGACGAGUUUCAGCGGAUUAGGACAUCAUUAUCUGUAUAA
Messenger RNA from Talaromyces rugulosus, 1500 nucleotides. RefSeq lists its product as uncharacterized. The record is from RefSeq and is a predicted model, not a curated record. Lineage: Eukaryota; Fungi; Ascomycota; Eurotiomycetes; Eurotiales; Trichocomaceae. Gene Ontology annotation, biological process: RNA 3'-end processing. Gene Ontology annotation, cellular component: nucleolus; TRAMP complex. The coding region runs from base 1 to 1500 and encodes 499 amino acids. The transcript has a single exon. Gene Ontology annotation, molecular function: poly(A) RNA polymerase activity; mRNA binding.